This is a messenger RNA of Eupeodes corollae, 3091 nucleotides long. RefSeq lists its product as uncharacterized. The transcript has 2 exons. The record is from RefSeq and is a predicted model, not a curated record. Bases 658 to 1710 code for a protein of 350 amino acids. NCBI's taxonomy places the organism in Eukaryota, Metazoa, Arthropoda, Insecta, Diptera, Syrphidae.
UGUCCAGAAAAGAAACAAAAAAGCAAGCGCAAGCAAGCGAGUCAAUCGCUUUUUAUCAGUUUCAGUUUAAUUUUUCUUUUCUAUUUUUGUUUAAAUUAAAAUGCAAAAAUCAUAAUGUAAUUAUUUAAACAAGGAAAACGAAACAGUCAACACCAAAAUUAAAUAAGAUAGUGUAUUAUAUAUAAAACCCUUGAAUAAAUUGGAGAAUUCUGUUAAAUUACCGAAGAACGAUGUGUUUAAAAGUUAAAACCCUUGAAAAAAUUGCAAGAAAUUUUCUACCUGAGAAUAUUGUUUAAUUAAAAUUAAAAAAAAAAACAUUCAACCAACUUAAAAAUUGUUAAUUAAUAAGAAUAGUGUUGAUUCAGCAUAAUUGAGUCAAAGAGUCGGCCAUAUUUUAUCCCUUUGCCUAUAAAGUUACAGACAAGAAUUAUGUUAAAUUAGCGAAGAACGUGACGCCAAAAUUUUUGCAAAUAUUAAAAAAAAAACGUUCAACCAACUUAAAAUUGUUAAUUAAAAUGAGGACAGUGUAAGUUUAGCAUAAUUUAGUUAAAAAGAGUCAGCCAUAUUUCUCCUCUUUGUCUAUAAACUUUACAUACGCGACCUCAACGUGAAUCAACAAGUCUAAACGUGUUUUUUAAUUGCUCCAAACACCACGAAAUGGCUGAAACUUCAUCUUUCGAGGACGAAAUUCUCGCCCUUAAUCCUGAAUAUGAUUUGGUUUUCAGUAAAUACAAUGAAAAUAAUAAUUCGGGAAGCAACUCACCCAACGCCCUGGAACCCAACACGCGAUGGAGUUCUCAACAUAAAAUGAAGAUCAUAUCAAAAAUGAACGAAAUUAUCAAUGCCAAACCAAUCGGUGAGUUGCCAACCCAACACGACUGGGAUGACCAACAAUCUGCCGAAAUGGAAACAAUAACUUUGAUGCGAAAACUCGGCCUGGAACAGAGUGUCGAUAAGCCGCCAGACGAGAAGCGUACUAUCUCCACAAUUCCUACGAGCGAAGAUGUUAUCUUCAUGAAAAACGGUAGAAAAAAGAUGUCCAUAUUCAUGGCCGAUGCCUAUUUCGAAUUGAAGCCAAGAUCGGAGCCGUCGUUUGAUUUGGACGAGGGUGUAGAUGCUGCACCAAACGAAGAAUCCACCACAUCCGAUUUCUCGGAAGAUGUAAAUUUUUAUCAACCCAUAUUCGAGUCCAGUGUGGAAACUGAAUGCACAUCGCUGUCUGAAGCCGAGCCAGGCGAUAGAAUUCAAUCUAGAUUGGGUUGCGAUCAUCUGAAUGAAAGGAAUUUGGACUCGACCAGACUAAAAUCGCAGCGAAAAUCUUCCGGAAAUAAAUGCGUCGUCAACGACGCUCGUAGAUCAUACCCACGGGAUGGUAGCAAAAAAGGAUUUAACGACUCCAAAUCCAAUAGCAGCAGCAGCAGCAGUAAUAGAAGCAGUAAAAGCUGGCGCAGUCUCAACGGAAGCUUCUCCGAUGUGCGCGAUGAAAAGAACUGGCGUCUAAAUGUUUCCAAGGAUACAGAACCAGAAAAAGACGAAGUAAAGAAACAACUACAAUCAGAGGAACAAAAGGAGGAUUUGAUUUUGAAUCAAACAGUUACUCUCAGCAAAGAAACACCGAAGUCCGAUGUCGUGAGCAGUUGCGGGAGAACGCUUUACAAACCAAAGGAUCUGUUUAUGAAAAAGAAGGCGAUGAUGAUACAACAGAAUUGAAUAAUUAUAAGAACUAAAAAAAAAAAAAAAACAUUGUAUCUACAUUAAAUAACAUCAAUCAAAUGAAACUACUAUCAACAUUUCAUCAUUUAUUGGUUCUGUAAAAAUCUAAACAAAAAACUUAUUAUGUAUAAUGAACUUUGCUUUGUUCAAUGAAAAAUGUAAUAAUAUUAUGUCCAUUGUAAAAUAUAUAUUUGUAAAAAUUGGAUGAAAUUAGGAUACAAAAAAUAAACAAAUUAAUAUUUUAAUUUUGCAUCAUAUGUUGUUUCAAAACAUCAUUCUCAAAUUUGUCAUAUUCAAUUUUUCAAAAAUAUGAUAAUUGGUUUAAAAAAAAAUAUAAAUUCUAUGUGAAAUAAAAUUUUAACUAAAACAGGCAAAAACAAUAAAUUAAGAUGAAUUUAAGACAAGAUAUGUUUAAACUUUUAAGUGGAAUAUGCAAUAUGCCUUAACUUUAUCAAUAUCCAGAAAAUGUUUAUUAAAUUAAUAAAAAAAUAUUAUUUUAUGUGAAAUUUGUAAGUAUCAUUUCAAAAAACUUAUGAAACAAACAAAAAUAUUUACCUAAUAUUUAAAAUAUAAAACUUUGAGUUCUUUAAUAAUAAUCCAAAUAAUAUUUGUCAAACAAUCUGUGUGAAUACUUAUCGGAAUUUCCAAUGGUAAGGUAAUAUAAAUUGGUUGAUUUUUGAUCUAGAUCAGUGAAAACAUAAAUUUCCCCUGUUUUUACUUUCCAUGGGACACAAUAAAUUGGUUUAUUUUUGAUUUGAGAUCAAAUGUUAAGUUGGAAAUUUGACAGCUCUACCGCGCGAUUGAACUUUUUCUUUAGCGAAAUAAGUUUUUUUUUUUUAAAUCAUACCAAUCAAAUGAAACACGUCUUGUUCGUUGUGACGAUUGGAGUCAACUCUCUUUAUUCUUACACUUAUUUUGUCACCUGAAUUAUGUUUUUAAUAUUAUGCUUGUCAGCAAAGUAACCAAGAAAAACAAAACGGUGCGUCUGGAACGUGAAGGAAUGUGCAGAUUGUUGCAGUUUAAAUGCAUUCGAAUUAAAAGUAUACACUAACAUAUAUGUGGCCCACGCGUUAACGCUCCACUAACAAUGAAAGAAAAAGUUACAAUCGUGUUCCAUGCGCCACGAAAAAAAAUCAAUUUUUGAUGGAAAUCUGACUUUACUUAUGGAAAAUCCCGUUAGAUAUCAUAUGGAAUGAGUUGGAUGACCUUAUUGAUAUAGCUGUCAAUAAAUUUAAAAAAAAAAACAACUUUCAACUGUUUACAAUAAGCAAGUAAACAUUUAAAUUUCGAGGUCUAAAAUUAUUGUAAAAUACAAUUUUCAAUUUUUGAUUUUUAUAAUUCAUGGAUUUUCAAAGAAAAUAUAAACAUUUGAAUUCAA